Oryctolagus cuniculus (rabbit) is the source of this 5229-nucleotide messenger RNA. The record is from RefSeq and is a predicted model, not a curated record. NCBI's taxonomy places the organism in Eukaryota, Metazoa, Chordata, Mammalia, Lagomorpha, Leporidae.
ACACUUUGAGGGAGGGGACUAGCAUCGUCUCCUUCGCAACCAGAGUCCCUAGCCCAGCCGCCGAGGCCCCCUAGCCUGGGGAACUCCUGCCUGCUUGGGGGCCGGGGCGCCCUCCCUGUGUGCCUUUAACCCACGGCGGGGUGACUGCAGGGCCUCCACAGAACCAGCGGUCACAGCCGGUCCAGGGAGGCCUCCGAGGCCUCCUCGAAGCCUGGCUGGGGAUGGCGCAGCCGCAGCUCCCCGCCUUCGCUCCGCCCCCUCUGGCUCCCCCGAGGCCCGCGAGGGGCGGGGCGCGCGCGGUCGUCAUGGCAGCGCCGCCGACGCGGGGGCUGCCAAGGUGAGAGCAGCAUGGCGAGCAACCCGGAGGACGUCGCCCCCGGCCCGGCCGGGUCCGCCAAUGUCACCCCCACUGCGGACUCUUCAGCUUUGGCCCCGUCGGGCGAAGAGGAAAAAGGAAGUGGAAGAUCCCAGGCCCGGGAAGAGCUUCUGUGAGCCAGGCCUCCCUUGGGUGUGAAAAACCAGUUCCGUGCCAAGGCAUUGCCAAGCUGGGAUGUUCUGGAGGGUGUCCAGGAGGCUUGUGGGAACAGCUCUGGAGGCUCUUGCCAACCUCCAGGAAGAUUAUUAUAAUCUGUGUAUGGAGAAACACCGGAAAAUUAACCAUUUUAUAUUACGUAUACUCCAAGAAGUGGAUGAAGAAAUUAAAAAGGGAGUGGAAAAAGGAAUCACAGUAAACAUUGCUGGUAACAAUCGUUUAAUACCAGUAGAAAGAGUAACAGGUGAAGAUUUUUGGAUUCUUUCCAAACUUUUAAAGAAUCAUCCGUGUAUUUCUGGUUUGGAUGUUAGAUACAACCUCCUAAGUGAUGUUGGCGCAUACUAUGCUGCAAAGCUGCUGCAGAAACAACUUUAUCUCAUUUACUUAAACCUUAUGUUUAAUGAUAUUGGGCCAGAUGGGGGAGAACUCAUUGCCAAAGCACUACGUAAGAAUACAACCCUGAAAUACCUAAGAAUGACUGGAAACAAGAUUGAAAAUAAAGGUGGAAUGUUUUUUGCUACAAUGUUGCAAAUAAAUUCCUCUUUAGAGAAAUUAGAUCUGGGUGAUUGUGAUCUGGGAAUGCAAAGUGUGAUAGCAUUUGCUACUGUACUAACUCAAAACCAAGCAAUUAAGGGAAUGAACCUCAACCGACCCAUACUGUAUGGUGAACAGGAAGAGUCCACCAUUCACCUAAGCCACAUGUUGAAAGAAAAUCACUUCCUUGUUGAACUACAUUUGUGUAAGCAUGAUAUAAAAAAUAGUGGUUUACAACAGUUAUGUGACGCACUGUAUCUUAACAGUAGCCUACGGUACCUUGAUGUCAGCUGCAAUAAAAUAACUCAUGAUGGGAUGGUGUAUUUGGCUGAUGUACUGAAAUGCAAUACUACUCUGGAAGUAAUAGAUCUUUCUUUUAACAGAAUAGAAAAUGCAGGAGCAAACUAUCUCAGUGAAACUCUAACUUCAUACAACAGAAGUCUUAAAGCGGUUAUUUUGUUUUCCUACAGGUUGUCAGUAGUCAGCAACAACAUAGAGGGAGAAGGUCUUGUUGCACUUUCAAAAUCAAUGAAAACAAACCCCACAUUCUCUAAUAUCUACAUUUGGGGAAACAAAUUUGAUGAGGCUACAUGUGUGGCAUAUUCAGAUUUAAUUAAAAUGAGCUAUCUAAAACCAGACAAUACAGAUGUGGAGCCGUUUGUGGUAGAUGGACGUGUGUAUCUUGCAGAACUCUCCAAUGGCCUUAAAAAACACUAUUAUUGGACACCAACUUACGGAGAAGCUUAUGGCCAUUCGUCUAAUGCAGGUUUUGCUCUUGUUCCAGUAGGUCAACAUCUAUGAAAAAAGAGCUCUGAAAUAGUUUUCUACAUUUCUCUAAUUGCUUUUGGAAUAUGGCCCAUUACAUGUAUUUUCUUUCAUAAAUUAGAAAAGUUACUUUUGACAAAUGUAUAAAGGUAUGACUUUAUUAAACUGCAUUGUGAAAAAACCUGUAAUUUUCUACAAGAAAUAUGAUAGCCUGAAAUUUUAACUUUGAAGAAAUAAGCCUAGGAACCCAUUUAAUUCCUUUUACAAUGGAAAAUACAACCAAGUAGUGAAAUAGCAUUUAAGUAAAGGUAAUUACAGUUAUCUUUUUUGAAAAUUUGUUUUGUUUUUUGAAAGGCAAAGUGACACAAAGGGACAGAGAUCUUCCAAAUGCCUGCAACAGUCAGGGCUGGGCCAGGCCAAAGCCAGGAGCCUGAAAUUCAGACUGGGUCUCUCAUAUGGGUGGUAGGGACCCAAGUACUUCUAGAUCUCAAUGUGGUUGAUAAAUAAUGAGUGAAAAUGUAGAAUUUAAAGAGUACACAUUUAGGCCGGUGCCGCGGCUCACUAGGCUAAUCCUCCGCCUUGCGGCGCUGGCACACCGGGUUCUAGUCCCGGUCAGGGCGCCGGAUCCUGUCCUGGUUGCCCCUCUUCCAGGCCAGCUCUCUGCUGUGGCCAGGGAGUGCAGUGGAGGAUGGCCCAAGUGCUUGGGCCCUGCACCCCAUGGGAGACCAGGAAAAGCACCUGGCUCCUGCCAUCGGAUCAGUGCGGUGCGCCGGCCGCGGUGCGCCGGCCGUGGCGGCCAUUGGAGGGUGAACCAACGGCAAAAGGAAGACCUUUCUCUCUGUCUCUCUCUCUCACUGUCCACUCUGCCUGUCAAAAAAAAAAAAAAGAGUACACAUUUAAAUACAGUUUCUUUUUGGGUGAUAUUUCUAGCCAAGUUCAAGGGACUCAAAUCUCCAUUAAAAAAUGGGAAGGUACAUUGAAGAAUUUCAUUCAUUUUAUCUGCUUUCCAAAAGGCGGAACGCCAAGAAGUGUUACCGUAUGUGCCCAGUAGACUGCUGCAGCAGGUCUCAGGUAGAGUGGCCUGAAGAUUGUUAUUUCCCAACCAUGUUUCUGGUAUGCAUCAAGUGUUGUAACUAUUAGUUCAGGAGAUUUUUAGAAAUUAGUACGUUGUCUAUUUUACAUACUCAUUUGCAUAUUUUCUGUAGGCUAAAACAUACAGAAAUGAUAAACAACUGUGGCAAUGGACUGACAGAAAUUUGGCGAAAAAAAUUUUCCAAAAUUUGUCUAUCAAAAUCAUCCUGUGAAAUUAAGCAUAAAACAAGUACCAUUAAAAAAUAUCAAAAAUAAUUUAUAUAUAACCUAGAAUUUCCUUUAAAAAAAGUCUAAAAUCUAGCAAUACAUUAGGAAUAAUCUAAUACAAAUACAAAAUUAUAUUCAUUUAGAAAAUAUUUUGUUUUUCAGAAAGAAAUCCAGCAUUUUAAAGAUGUUCAAAAAGCUUUAUAAUACUUAAAUAAUUUAAGAAUAGACCUUUCCCAAAACAUUGAUUAUAACAAAUAUAUCUAAAGAUGGACUUGACCAAAAUGAUUAUGAUUGUCAGAGUGACACUGGAUACAUACAACCUAAGUAAAUGCAUAUUAUGAUAACAGCACAUAGCAGUAUGAGAUGAUAAGGGAUACUUAGUUUGCAAGCUCCCUUUACAUUGUCAUUCUGGAAGAGCAGAUGAUACUGAUCAACUCAAGCCAUGUCAAUUUAAAAUAGUUACUUAGCCAAGCCAAUGUGAUGAUAAAAAGCACUAUCAAUCAACCUUAGCCACUCUAGUACGAUCAAAUAAUACUAAAAAUAACAAAUUUGAAGGUUAAUCUAUGCAAAGACAAAAUGCAAAUUAUUUUAUUAGAGGAACCUUGCCAACUAUUGCCCUUAUAGAAUUAUGACAUCUUUCUUUUGUUCAUUAGCUGCUUGGAUUAAUGAAGAUACAAAUUAAACACAACUUUUUCAUUUUAGUAGCUUCUUAAACAGGCCAUGCCUUCUAAUUUUAAUUUUUAAAUUUUCUUUAAUUGUCACAUUCCAAUGAAUUCCUAUCAAAUUUAAGCCAGAGUAGAUUAGCUGAACAUUUUAUAACUUUUUAAGUUACAUUAACUUUUAAUACAUUACUUAGAACACAUGCAUAGAUUUCUUAAAUAACCAAAUAUUGGGUUUCUAGUAUACAAAAGCAGUAUUUCAAACUCUCUUCAAUUAAGUCAGUCCCACUGGUGGCAAUUUAAACUGAAAAUGCUUUGUGUGUUGUGCAAUAGUGAAGAGCUCCAUAAGAAAUAAGUGUUUUCAUUAUACUCUCUAAUUAGCUUCUAUGACUUGGACCCCAAAUCAAGAAAAUUACAAUUGAAACCAAUACCAGUAAAAAACACAUUAACUUUAUUACAAGUGUAGUUUAAAACCAGGAAACAAAUAAGCCACAACUAAUGCAUGGCAGAAAUAAGAAAUAAUGUCAUCGUGGUGUUUGAUCAACACUGUAUGACUGACUUUGUGGAACUGAAAAUUUAAUGUCCAAAGAUCAGGCUGUGAAAUAAAUUAGUAUGUGGAAAAUAGGAUGGGGAAGGGUGGUAGCGAAUAUUUCUACAUUCACUUCAAAGGAAAAGGACCACAGUGAAACUAUGACAACCAACAACAGAAAGUUGUGGUUUAACUUACAAAAUUUAAAAGCCCAAAGUUUAUAGAAAAAAAGUUUUAUAAACUGACUUUCUGAUAACCCAAAAUGUUUACUUAUAACUGAAGUUAAUUUCUUAACUGUUUAUGGAAUAUAAUGUAUCAAAUUUAGAAGCCAGGUGAUUUCUAGUAUGCAUAAAGUUUAUGUCUAGAAACUUUUUAGAAUAUUUAUUUUAAAAAGUGCAUAAUAGGCAUAAAAGAGCUUAUCAAAAUAUUUUCAAAACUCACCAUAUUUUCACUUCCAGUAAUCUAGAAGCUAUUAAAACAUAAGUUCAAUCAAAUUCUGAAACUUUUGACAAAAACAUCAAGUAUCUAUUUAAAAUUUUGAAAGCACAGUCUCAAAUAACUCAAACCAAAAGUACUGACCGUUGGUUUUCUUCAGAAUACUAAUUUUAAAUGAAGGAAAAUAUAUUUACAGUUUUCUAGCUUUUAAGAAACAUUUGUUUCAUUAGAAAAAUUACCUCUAAAGGAAUAUAUUAAUAGAGAAAUAGCACAAUUCUUAUUUAGUACCUAAAUUUCAUAGGCAGAAAUACGAACUUUUUUAGUUUAUAUAUUGGUCAAUGGAGUUCACAAACAGCAACACUCUUGGGCUUCUACUCUUAUGGAUUUUGCCUACAUUUUUUGGGGUAAGGAAAUAAAAAAACCCACAAGUCAAACUAAAUCAUGUAAACCAACAAAUUCUCCUUCAGUAAAUGAAG